Molecule: messenger RNA, 495 nt
Organism: Strongyloides ratti
Lineage: Eukaryota; Metazoa; Nematoda; Chromadorea; Rhabditida; Strongyloididae
Product: C6 domain-containing protein
Exons: 2
Coding region: 1-495 (164 amino acids)
Source: RefSeq, a predicted model, not a curated record
AUGAAUUAUAAAUAUUUCUUAAAAUUAAUUUUAUUCUUCAUUUUUUUCAAUGAAAUCAAAUCUUGUUUUUCUAAUUCUGGUAACAAGCCAAUUUCUACAAUAACUACAACUACCGUAAAUCCUACAUCUACUACAUCUAUUACAUCUACUACAACUGCAGCAACAUCAACAACAACUACUGUUGUCUCAAAUUGUGGAACAAUAGAUGUACUAAAAAAUGAUCCGGCAAAUUCUUUAGAUAUAACACAAACAGAAACACAACAACCAGAUGGAUCAUUUACAUUAAAAUUAGAAUGUAUAUCUCAGGAUCCAGCGACAACUGUAACAUUAUUCUGGAAUGAUGGAAAAAAUGGUAUGACUGAUAGUCCAACAAAUACAAUAACAGCAAAUUUAGUCUGUGGUAAUGCUGGAAAUUGGGAAUUAACACAACCAGAUCCUGCAACUGGUAAUGAUGUAACAACAGAAAUAACACAAGUAGAAUGUUUAUUUAUUUAA